Molecule: messenger RNA, 1185 nt
Organism: Metarhizium album ARSEF 1941
Lineage: Eukaryota; Fungi; Ascomycota; Sordariomycetes; Hypocreales; Clavicipitaceae
Product: AT hook, DNA-binding motif protein
Exons: 3
Coding region: 1-1185 (394 amino acids)
Molecular function (GO): DNA binding
Source: RefSeq, a predicted model, not a curated record
AUGGCGCCAAACCCCGAGCGCAAACGCGGCCGGCCCCCCAACGCGUCCACCCAGGUCAAAAAGCGCGGGCGGCCCAGGAAAAGCGACGUCCAGCCCGCCACGACACGUGGGCCGACGCAGUCCUCGCUCCGCGAGAGCUGGGGCUCUGCCACGGGCCGGCGGACCACCACAGGCGAAGGCGAGAGGCCGGCCAAGAGGCCUCGCGCAUCAGAGGCCGCACGGCGAAGCAGCCAAGGCGCGGGCGUCAUCGGACGCCGAGGAAUCCCACAGCCGAGCCAACCCGGCUCCCUCGGCAGGACGGGCGCCCGCGACGACGAGAACAACGACGACAACGAAGCGUCUCGCCCUCCGCCGCCGUCCCCCGAAAAGCCCUACGUCCACGUGGCCGCUCACACCCGACGCGUGCGCCAGUCGGCCAUCGAGGCGAAGUGGACGCCGCUGACCAACGCGUCCCUGACGGCCGUCUCGACCACGCUCCAGCACGCGCAGCGCCCCAUCCUCCAGCGCCUCGCAGACUCCGAGUUCCGGCGCGAGCACACGGCCGCGGCCGUCCGCCAGGUGGCCCAGCGCAUCGCGCGCAAGAUCUCGCGGGGCCUGCCCUUCCCGCCGGCCAGCAUGCCCGCCAACGUCGGCCGCGCGCCCGCGCAGAGCGACGCCGGCCGCGAGGUCGAGCUCAACUUUGAGAGCGUGCUCGACGGCAAGCUCGGCCUCGAGAGGCAGCUCGAGCCCGCGCUCGACUCGCUCGACCUGCUCCGCAGGGAGAAGGACGCCACGGAGCAGGAGCUCGAGCGCGACUACGAGACCCUGCGCAACCUCGAGGCCGGCGCGAGGGCCCAGGCCAGGGAGCAGAGGAGCCUGCUCAAGAAGGCCCAUCCUCUUACGCCCGCGCCGUCGGUGAAGCCCGAGGACGGGCGCGUCGACGCCGACGCCAAGGACAACCUCGACGCGUUUGUGUUUGGUCGCGACCCGGACACGGCACCCGGUGGUGCCUUCACGGGCAUCCGGGGCGACGAUGAGAUUCACCCGCUUGCCAUGCAGCUCGGCGACCAUGUCGACAGCAUACGGGGGAAUCUGGAGCAGACGGAAGGUAUUCUGCCCCUGUUGGCGAGCAGCAAGGCCACGUUGCGGGCCGUGCUGCUCAAGCACUUGGAUCAGAGGGCGUACGAGCAGGCCGUCUUGGGGUGA